Molecule: messenger RNA, 2133 nt
Organism: Morchella importuna
Lineage: Eukaryota; Fungi; Ascomycota; Pezizomycetes; Pezizales; Morchellaceae
Exons: 3
Coding region: 1-2133 (710 amino acids)
Cellular component (GO): cytoplasm
Molecular function (GO): protein binding
Source: RefSeq, a predicted model, not a curated record
AUGACAGCCGUGGCGCAACCACCGAAUUUCCAUUCCGGCCCUAGGUCAUGGAAUGGUGGGCAGAAUAAUCUCAACUCUAUGACUGCCGACGAAGUAGCGCGAAUCUUUAUCAAGGGCUCCCAACGCACGUCUGGCGCAUCUUCAGUAUCAUCAUCUGCAUCGUCACCCUCGGCUGCCUCAGACGGAUCGAACGGGGUGUGGGGAAAUUCACUCAACGGAAAGAAAAAGGGAACAGGUCGUGGAGUGAGGGUUGCUUCUAACGGAGGCUGGCCGGCGAAACCUGACAUCAUGAGGGCACCUGGAGGCGCUAACGGCCAUUCCGGCUCAUCCGUGUCUAGCUUGCCAAUAAAUUCGAUGCACCAAGCAAUGCCUAUACUUCCAUCGCAACAUCUGAUGAGUAACGGUACCCAGGUGAAUGGAGGCCAACAGCCGCAAAACAAUUCAUAUUUGAUGCUACAGCCCCUCAACGGGACUUUUGAUCGAAAAUACAUCCCACUACCUUAUUAUCCAGAAACCUUACGAAUCGGCAGGCAAACCAACGCCAAGACUGUUCCUACACAAAGCAACGGCUUUUUUGACUCGAAGGUUCUGUCAAGGCAACAUGCUGAGGUAUGGGCGGAAAAGACGAAUGGUCGGGUGUGGAUACGUGACAUCAAGUCGUCGAACGGGACUUUCGUCAACGGGCAAAGACUUUCGCAGGAAAACCGCGACAGUGAGCCCCACGAGCUCCGGGAAAAUGACGUAUUGGAGCUAGGGAUUGAUAUUGUGGGCGAGGACAACAAAACAAUCAUUCACCAUAAAGUGGCCGCAAAGGUGGAGCAUGCAGGAAUGCAGUCGUCGGGUGCUGGAAGCUUUGAGAAUAACAGUCUCCGAGGUCGAUCGGGUUCCCAAGGCUCGCGGAGCUCAGCAAUGAGCGUUAGCGGAGGCAUGAACCACCGACAGGUUCCAAUGAUGAUUGCACCAGUCACUAUGGAAAUGGUCGUCAAAAAGCUGAAUUACGAGAUUCAAGUAGCGAAACAGCAAUCGCAAAGCCUUCAGCGAACCACAGAAAUUUAUGAUGCUCUCCUAACAGCUCCAAAAUCUGCCGAAGAGUCUCAAAAUCAGGUCGACUCUGGGGUUGGAACUGAGGAGUUGCCGAUGGCAUAUAAUUCUACGUCUGCCCUACCGCCCCCUCCACAACUAACUAAUUGGGAGUUACCACGGACAUCUUCAGCUCCAAGUAUUGGUUUCUUACCACCGCUCAAACUGAAGUCCGAGAAGACACUAAAAACAGAGACAAACUCCCCUCCACAGCUUCUCACCCUUGUAGAUGCUUUGGAUAAAGCCCGUAAAGAACUCGAACUGAAGACAGCACUCGUCAAAGAUCUAGAGGAUGCGUUGAGAAGAGAAAAAAGUGCGCGUGAGGACGCGGAGGAUCGUGCUUCACAGCUCGAAACAAGAGCACUGUCUGGGAUUGCCCGUGACAGGGUACUUGGAGAGUUUGAGGCGGAGAAAGUUUUGGCAGAUGAAAAGGGUGAUAUAGAUGAUACAGAGACUCUCUGUGGCGAUGAUGAUAAAUCCCUCGACGGACAGCCGGAUAUGCCAAUGAACGUCAUUCAAUCAAAUGGCGGCGCUUUGGAGGUCAAGGUCGAUCCAUCUGCUCUGGCAGCAGCUGAAGCGGCGAACAGACUCCAGAGGCGCGUCGAGGAGAUGAUGCUAGAACUUCAGUCUGCAAAGGCAGAAAUCGAGUCGUAUAAACGUCGGACGGAAUCUGCAGAGGAGGAGACCCGAACAACACGAAAGACUCUCGCUGAAAUGGUGGAGAGCAUUAAAAAAGAGGAAGAAGCCCGAAAGUCACGCAAGAGACAGUCUGGAAGCCAGACAGACCCAACAGCUAUGCGAAAUUCUGGUAUCCAAGCAAAUACCGACGGUGUCAGUGAAGAUGCCAUGGAUUCCGUAUCAAACGGGACAGUAAAACAGAAAGACAUUGGGAAGCUUCCAAAUGGCACUAGAAUGUCUUCUGAAGAUUUGGCAAGAACAUCAUUAGUUCUUUCGAAACGAAAUGCAGCGCCCUAUGUCAGUAUCUUCGGAGUCAUGUUACUUGGCGUAGGGUUGAUGGCUGUCAUGAACUCCUGGCAAAAGGGAGAGCGUUAG